Molecule: messenger RNA, 2088 nt
Organism: Aspergillus aculeatinus CBS 121060
Lineage: Eukaryota; Fungi; Ascomycota; Eurotiomycetes; Eurotiales; Aspergillaceae
Gene: trm44
Product: tRNA (uracil) methyltransferase
Exons: 2
Coding region: 1-2088 (695 amino acids)
Biological process (GO): tRNA methylation
Molecular function (GO): tRNA (uridine) methyltransferase activity
Source: RefSeq, a predicted model, not a curated record
AUGACUCGAACCUCGCGCAAGCCACCCCGAGACCCAGCUCAGCUCUCGGGGAAGCCGCUGGCAGAGACCCUAGAGCCAUCACCCAUCCUGCACAGCGAGACAGAAGACUGGACGACCUCUCGGGAUCUCACCGAACAUGGUCUGUUGUUUGUGCCCGAAGUGAUGCAGGAUCUGACCCUGUACCUGCUGGCCAACCCCAACGUCAACUCCAGCCACCUGUUUCGGGCCGAUAUCCUCUUUGACAGUGAGGGGAUAAUGCGCACUCCGCGGGAGAAGGCGCAGUCCUUCGCGCUCACUGGCAAUGCCAAUGCGGAGGCCAUCGCAUCCACUGAGAUUCUCGAUGGCGCAGAGGACGAGGUCGAGGUCGAGCCCAUCCCCGCGCGCGAUGUCCCUGGCUUCACCCUGACCAGGACCAUCGUCCGACGCCUAGUACCCCGGAACCCUAAGCUGGACCGGACCCUGGACCAAACCUGUCACUUCUACGAGGCGGAGACGACGGCUGGAACUGAAGGGGGCUGCAGACGCUCUCUGGUGAUCUAUACACCUCACAUCACCAAGGAGGAGGACAUCCCCUACUACCACCCGACCCUGCGCUCUCUAGCCUAUCUAUACGACUAUAUCACCACCACCACCACCAUCACCACCACCACCACCCCAGAGCAUCCCUCCCAAGACCCAACCUCAGGCUCAAACCCAGGCCCAGGAACCCUAACCUUACACACGCUCCUCUUUCCCAACCUCCCCAUCACCAACCGCCUGGAACGCACUCUACAAGCCCUCCUCAACACGCAAAUCCGUCUCGCCCGGACCACCCGCCUACCCACCACCACAUCAUCGCCCUCCUCCACCUCCACCAACCAAAAACACCUACUAGGCGCCAACAAAAACCCCCUUAAAGACAACAUCCUCCCGCAACACCUCGUCCAAGACACCUACACGCGCCUCAAGGCCAAAUACGCCAGCGACCUGUGCCAGAGAUGGGUGGAAACCACGGAGCCCUCGAAGCACGUCUUCGAAGACCUAUCCAUCGCCGCCUUCCUCAUCGAGCUCUGGCGCAGCAUGUACGGCGUCGUCCCGAGUGAUGAGCGCAGCCCACCCGGGUGUGCUAUCGGCACCACCACCACCACUGGCCCAAAAUUCCCCGGCUUCGUAGACGUAGCCUGCGGCAACGGCGUCCUCGUCUACAUCCUACUACAAGAAGGCUACGAAGGCUGGGGCUUCGACGCCCGCCGCCGCAAGACGUGGGCGAUCUUCCCGGAGCGGAUUCAAUCCCGUCUGAAAGAGGAGAUCUACAUCCCUGCGCCUUUCAGCGAUGCAGUCGGUGUCGGUGUCGGUGUCGGUGUCGGCGAACCGUCUAGUAGUUCCAGCUCCAACCCUGUCUCCAGCUCCAACCCCUUCAACCUCACCGUCCCAACGCACACCGGCCACUUCCCCGCCAACACCUUCAUCAUCUCCAACCACGCCGACGAACUGACCGUCUGGACGCCCCUUAUGGCCGCGCUGCUGUGUCCCACCAACCCCUCCCCGUUCGUCGCCAUCCCCUGCUGCUCGCAUGCCUUGUCCGGCGCGAAGUACCGGUAUCCGCCGCCGAGGGGUGCAUCCACUGCAGCUAAAAAUAAGGAACAGGAGGAGCAGCAGCAGCAGCAGCAGCAGCAGUCCGACUCCGGGGACUUGAAGGCCCUGCGGAAGGAGCGGCAGGAUGCGCAGGCGUCGGAGGCUGGGUUCCUGAAGAGUAUGUAUGGGUCGCUGACGGCGAAGACGAUGGCGGUGGCCGAGGAGGUGGGGUAUGAGGUUGAGAAGACGUUGUUGCGGAUCCCCAGUACGAGGAAUAUGGCUGUGGUUGGGGGCAGGAGGGGGACGAUGCUAAGGUGGAAGGGGGGAGGGGAUGCUGAUGCUGAUGCUGAUGCUGAUGCUGAUGCUGAUGCUGAUGCUGAUGCUGAAGAGGUUGUGGCAAAGGUCAUGGCUGCUGUGCAGCGGGAAUGUGCUCGAGAGGGAGGCGUGGAAGCCGCGGCGAAGAUCUGGAUAGAGAGAGCGAGAGGGAUCAACAGGGGUCCGGGGAUGGGGAAGCAGCGUGGUGGCGGGCAUUGA